This is a messenger RNA of Rhopilema esculentum, 1281 nucleotides long. RefSeq lists its product as uncharacterized. Lineage: Eukaryota; Metazoa; Cnidaria; Scyphozoa; Rhizostomeae; Rhizostomatidae. The record is from RefSeq and is a predicted model, not a curated record. Gene Ontology annotation, molecular function: methyltransferase activity.
UAGAGCCCCUGUGUUUGGCGGGAAUUACUCAAUUCAACUCAAUUAAUUGAAAACCCAUAACACCUGCCUACAGGUUGCAUGGUUGUCGGAUCUUUCUACAGCAAGACUCAGAUAGACAAGAAUGGAUACUUCAAGGCCAGAGGCACCUCAUAGCCAUCUGCCAUUUGGAGCAGAUGGAUCUGGUUAUUACUCUGACAACACGAAAGGAUGUUAUUUUGUUAUUCAAGAAGCAAUACCACUAAUUCAACAAGCAAUUGAAUCAUUGUCUAUAACAGACCCCAAAAGCACAUUUAACAUUGCUGAUUAUGGUACAGCUGAUGGAGGAACAUCCAUGCCACUCAUAUCAUCCUGUAUUCAAACAUUAAGGUCAAAGUUUGGUGAAGAUCUCCCAAUUCAUGUCAUCUAUGAAGACCAGCCAACCAAUGAUUUUAAGUCAUUAUUCUUGAGAGUAAAUGGUUUGAUUCCCGGAUCUGAUGCCCUGUUUGAAAAGUUCUCGAAUAUCUACAUAACAGCAUGUGGGACAAGUUUUUACAAGCAAUGCCUUCCACCUCUUUGUGUUGAUCUUGGAUUCUCAGCAACGUCAAUGCACUGGCUCAGCAAGAAGCCUUGUGAUAUAACUGGAGGACUGCACCAUACAAUGAUUAAAGACGAAAAUGAAGCAAAAUUAUUCAAGGAACAAGCUGCCAAAGACUGGCAGACCAUUCUUGUCAACAGAGCAAAGGAAAUCAAACCAGGUGGAUUCCUUGUUUUGGUUCAAUUUACAAUAGACGAUGAUGGUCAAUACCUAGGCCAUACCAAAGAGAUAAAGAAUUGCAUGUUCACAAACAUGAAAGAAAUAUGGCAAGAGAUGAUGCAGGAGGGUCGUUUAAAUAUGGAAGAAUAUCAAAGGACAACGUUUAUCAACUAUUAUCGCACCGUUGCUGAGUAUUCCGCUCCAUUUGUCAAUGAGGAUUCACCCGUUCGAAAGGCAGGUUUGAAGCUGUGCUCUAUUGAAACGAAAGUUGUUCGAUGUCCUUAUAACCAACGAUGGAGAGAGCAGGGAGGAGACCCCCAGAAACACGCAGAAUGGUUUGUUCCCACGACGCGAACUUGGAGUAACCACACAUUUUUCUCGGCUCUUUCCUGCAACCGAAGUGAAGAAGAACGGAGAGAAAUUGUAGACGAUCUCUUUAAACGAUAUUCGAAAAGAGUCGCUGAAGCCCCGGCAGACCAUGGCAUGGACUAUGUGCAUGCGUAUAUUGUAAUAAGGAAGGAAUGAAUUUCUAAUUCUUUUGAAUGGUA